CUUGGAACUUCCCGACAUCUUAACAAUAAUCCGAAGAGUUCAGUGUUACUUCGCGAGAUACUGCUUUUUUAUUAGAACAAGAGAUUUUAUAUUUUGUGAGAAAAGAAAAGAAGAGAGAGAGAGAGAGAGAGAGAGAGAGAGAGAGAGAGAGAGAGAGAGAGAACAAUUUGGUGAAUUCUUCACACGACAAAUCGAGAAAAAUCAUUUAAGCUAUCAUUGAGAUUUAUGAUCUCUCCUGUCGAUUUGCUCCGCUAAUUACGCCCGUUUAUUUCAUAAAAAAUGUUAAUAAACUCAAGAGUGUUUGUGAUCAUUGCAUUAGUAACAUGCAUCGUGUAUGCCCGCACCAAUGAUGAUCGAGAUUCUUAUAAAGGAAUGAGUGAUAAAAUGUACGGUGGAUCUAUGUUAACUGAAAUAGCAAAAGAACUUGUGCAAAGAUCAACGACUGGCAGUCAGGUACUCAAUUUAAAUCUAUCAAAUCUACUACUGAUUCUGGUACUCAAAGCGGUUGUGUUUGGCGCUGGCUACCUAGGAAAUCAUGGCUUCAAAGGUCGCGAACUACAAGACGAAAACCUCGUAUCGGAGGGUGAGGUCGCGCUAGCUCUUGGAUAUCUGAUCGGAGAUACCUGUUUAUACAGAGCCGCUUGUGAAGAACCAUAUGUUGCGAGAGAGUAUCUCAGAGCGGCGGAAAUGCUGUUACAAACCAUGAAAUUGAUGCCGCAAAGCUUACCUGCAGAACAUGGCUAUGAGAAGAUGAUCAGUGAAUUCCGGAAGGCAAUCGAGUAUGGCAGCACCGAACAUUGUCCACCGGAAUAUAGCUGCAAGAAAGAAAAUAUAAAUAAUUUCUUCCGAAACGAGAAAAAAUAAUAUAAACUAUAAUAAUGUAAAUAAUGUAAAAAAUAAUGUAAACAUUAACAUUGUCUUCGCGAACCAUCAGACUUACAUAUAUUUCUUUCUUCUUUAUUAAGCGAUAAAAAUAGCUAUUAAAAUAAAAUGUUACAAAUUUCUUUUUAGAAUUAUUAAUAUUAACAUUAUGAUAUAGUGAUAUUACAGUUAUUUUUUUGUCUCCAAGAUGUUUAAGAUCUCUAAGAUUAGAGCAGCUAUUGAAUAAAAAUUCUUGUCAGAUGCAGCAAGAACUUGCUGAAGAACUUUGUGUAACUCAAUAAGCUUUUUCGGCUCGCUUAAAGAAGCUUGGAAGAAUACAGAAGGCAGAGUGUUAGAUUCCUUAUGUCCUCAGCCCCGGAAACAAAGUGACGACAAUACACUCUAAA
Odontomachus brunneus is the source of this 1268-nucleotide messenger RNA. RefSeq lists its product as uncharacterized. The record is from RefSeq and is a predicted model, not a curated record. The transcript has 4 exons. Lineage: Eukaryota; Metazoa; Arthropoda; Insecta; Hymenoptera; Formicidae. The coding region runs from base 280 to 864 and encodes 194 amino acids.